UUAGUAAUCUCCAAAAGCUAAUUUUCUUUUGUAGAAACACCAAGUGUCUCGGCUUCAGUGUUCAAAGUCCCUCCCGUAGAACGUGUAGGCAGCUGGGUGGAACCUAAGGCUGAAUCCUCUCCUGCGACCUGGGUGGAAAGGCAGAGCCAAAGUUGGACUGAGCAAAUCUUGAAGAGUCUUCAGAUGAAUUUUAAAAUUGAACACACUUGGGAUGGCUUUCCCGUGAAGCAUGAGCCGGUGUUUGUCAGGCUCAAUCCAGGUGACAGGGGGGUGAUGAUGGAAGUUAGUGCUCCAUUUUUCAAUGAUCCUCCAGCCCCACUUGGAGAACCAGGAAAGCCUUUCAAUGAACUAUGGGAUUAUGAAGUUGUGGAAGCAUUUUUCUUGAAUGAUAUAACUGAGCAGUAUUUAGAAGUUGAACUUUGCCCGAAUCUUAAUUUUGACAGCCAUGGACAACAUUUAGUGCUUUUACUCUCUGGAAGAAGAAAUGUAUGGAAACAAGAACUUGCCUUGUCAUUCGAAGUGGCCAGAGGAGAGACAAAAUGGGAAGGUAAAGCUUAUCUUCCUUGGAGUUAUUUUCCACCAAACGUGACCAAAUUCAAUGCAUUUGCAAUUCAUGGAUCAGAAGAUAAGCAAAGUUAUGAAGCUCUUUACCCUGUCCCUCAGCAGGAACUGCAAGAAGGACAAAAACCUGAUUUCCAUCGCCUAGAAUACUUCAAGCCUUUCAAUUUUAACACACUGCUUGGAGAAGAAUGGAAACAACCAGAAUCUGACCUAUGGCUAACAGAGAAGCCAGAUAUAUAGGAACGCAGUAGAUAACCACAUCAAUCAUUUUUUCUCCUUACCUUUUGAGGUGAACCAAUAAUGAGCAUCAGUCUUUUUUGAAACAGCAUAAACACACUUCAACAACAAAUAUUUUC
Molecule: messenger RNA, 917 nt
Organism: Otolemur garnettii (small-eared galago)
Lineage: Eukaryota; Metazoa; Chordata; Mammalia; Primates; Galagidae
Gene: CUNH4orf33
Product: chromosome unknown C4orf33 homolog
Exons: 7
Coding region: 184-801 (205 amino acids)
Source: RefSeq, a predicted model, not a curated record